Trichobilharzia szidati is the source of this 2760-nucleotide messenger RNA. The record is from the annotation of a GenBank genome assembly. Lineage: Eukaryota; Metazoa; Platyhelminthes; Trematoda; Strigeidida; Schistosomatidae.
CGCUCGUGAAAAUGAUAUUGGAUGAUUAAUGUUGUUUAGGUGUAUACACGUUGAGAGCGCAGUAUAUGUAUUUCUUUACGCGCGGUUACUUGACCAGUCGUAAAGUAAUGGCAGUUGUAAAGGUACUAAGCGUACUGAUUUUUGUGUCUGUGUUUUAUUUUGGGUUAACUCGAAGCGAAGCGAAUGGACCAAAAGUGACGGAUAAAGUGUUUUUCGAUAUUGAGAUUGAUGGGAAGCCGCUAGGUAGAAUAGUCAUUGGAUUGUUUGGCGGGACAGUGCCAAAAACAGUUGAAAAUUUCAAGAAAAUUGCUAUUGGUACUAAUCUAGCCGAUGGUCGAUCUGCUUCAUACAAGGGAAGUGGUUUUCAUCGUGUUAUUCGGUCUUUCAUGAUACAAGGUGGUGACUUCACCAACCAUGAUGGAACUGGAGGAUUCAGCAUAUAUGGUGACAAAUUCCCAGACGAAAACUUCAAGUUAAAGCACAUGGGUGCUGGUUGGGUGUCAAUGGCUAACGCUGGUCCUGACACAAAUGGGAGUCAGUUCUUUAUUACGACCGUGAGAACUUCAUGGUUAGAUGGAAAACAUGUUGUUUUCGGCAAAGUUGUUGAGGGGAUGAGUGUUGUUAAACAGAUUGAAGCAACCCAAACGGACUCUCGUGAUAGGCCUGUAAAAAGCAUCAAGAUCGCAGAAUGCGGUCAUAUUCCCGUUGACGUACCAUUCGCGGUAGAUAACGGUGAUGCAACCGAAUGAAAACUUUGUACUUUCUUUCAUUUAUGUAUAUGGUUAAUAUAGUUUUUUUUAAAGGUUUUUAAAAAGUCUGAUCUAGAUUGAGAAGAAUAUUUCCCAUUUAACUUGUAAUUUGCGCUGUACUGUCAGCCAGUGUGUUCGGGGUCGUAGUUUCUCACCACUUAUUUCAAUAUGGAGGACUGGGUAGCGUCGUCAGUCCUCACAAUGUGACCAGUAGACAUGAUUCUAAGUAACCUGUGGGGUUUUUGAUUACAAGGAGUUCCUGUCUAUUCAUAAAUGACGUCGAGUUAAAUAAUAAUCCAGCAACGUAUAUCUAAAGAUACUAACGUCCAUGGGUUUUUUAAUUUUAGGUGAGGUUGCGGGUGGGAGCAACUUGGACAAAAUAAAUUUUUCGCGUAGGAUGUGAAAUGUUGAAAUAUUUGAACCAGAAACAAAUCUAUACGCUGAGGUUUUUCAAUAGUGACAAUACUGUUUUUUACUAUCAAUUGAUUAGGUGAGCAGGAUAGUAUGAUGACAGUGAUGAGCAAUGUUUAGUCUCUGAAGGAGAGCAAUGUCUUGGUACUAUUUCCCUUAAUUAUUCGACUAGAGCUGUGGCACGGUACUUUAAGCACGGCUUGCAACCAGCAUACACUUCACACUUUUCGUUGGACUUUGAAUACCAGAUGGUGUCUUUAGCCCCUACACAAAUUACACAUGGUUAAUCGGUAACAUGUAACAUUUUAUAAGUCGGUGUGACUCUUGUAAGCUAAAUUAGUCAUGAAUUGUAACUGUUAUAUGCUACUUUUUAAGGUAAAUACACUGUAGCUUUAGAAAAUCACAUCAACUUGUGCAGUUAUGUUUUUAGGAAGUAAUAGAUUUAUGCUUUUCAUAAACUUCAUCACCAUACAGUUAUCCUGUUCAGAUUAGCAGACGAAAUCUCAAAAAACAGUUACAAGAACGACUAGCACUUACACCAGUCAGUCACGUUCCCUGAAUGCAAUAGCUAGUGACUAAAAGCGUCAUCAUUGUAACGCGGUUUACACUCAUGGGAUGUGCAUCCUGCCCAAACGUUUGAGAAUUACUUUUAUGCAUAGUAUUCAGAAAGGACAUGCAGACGGACAGCUUACAUAUAUGUGUAUGAGAUAAAUAACAUAUUUCCUCAGAGGAAAUAAGUUAGGUAAUCAGGUAUGAUGUCACCAACAAAAGUUUAACCGACUACACCUUAAGACAAUGCUUAGAGAACGGUUUGCACAGAUUGUAAUGAUAUUUUCUUUCACUGAAUAGUUGAGUACCUCAUUUGAUCUUGAAAAAUAAAUAAAACUAAACCUGACUAAGUUUUCUCAUGGUAGUUCAAUGCGGGGUGAGUACUAGGCGUCGUAUGCAGCUUGUGCUUCAUUUGGUUCCUUUUCAUCCUAUUGCUUUCUAAGGUUGGUAUACCUUGGUUGUGAAGCGUUUAUCUGCAUUCUAAGCAACAUCCUUAGGGAUAUAUACAGGGGAUUUUUAAGUAAGCUAAGCAACUCCAGUAGAGCAACAAUACAAAAAUCUUCCACAAUCUUAAAUCAACACAAGGGGUUAUAAGACAAGAUGUUAUAGACGAGAUGACAAGUCUCAGCACUACUAUGCAUGGUUAUCUGUUGACUAUUGAACACUUGUCUAAUUCUAUGAAGGUGUGACGUGCAUGUCCGAGGGUAUUAUUCCCAGUUUCUUAUAUUCCGGCGAACUUAAUUUCUUUUUCCUCAUCUGUAACUUUUUACAAAUAUUUAUCUCGGUAGUAGCACCUUUGUGGCUUUUGUUUCUCUGCUUAGCAGGAUUUCCAUCGAAUAGACACUCAUCUAUGCUGAUCCAUAUCUUGAGAAAUAAUUGACAUACUGUCAGAUUCCAUAUUUUCGUACGUAAUUUGUAAUUACGUACCCUUUCCUGUUCCUAGGGUCUGCUGUUAUAUAUAUAUAUAUAUAUAUAUAUAUAUAUAUUUAUAUAUAGCACCUCAGUCGAUAUGGAUGUGCAGUGAAAAUGUAUUUCUCUUAAGUAAAGCCCA